GAGGGGAAAGGAAGGCAUCGUGCACGUCUCCUCCUCGCCCUUACAAGCGAAGGCAUCGUGCGCUCCUCGACCACAUCCACAAGCCACGAAUCUCCCACCUCCACCACCGCAUCACCGUCUCAUGCCCCUCCACCUCAUCUUUGGUCCCACUUCAACUCUUCCUACUUGUAGAAUCCCGUUACGUCAAACGCCCGCCUGAGAGCCUCUUCUUUCUCCUCCGUUUCCCUCUUCCCUCACUUGGCUCGGAGCGCAAGCUGCCUUCCCCCAUGGAGCCAAGCGGCAGGAAUUGGGUGAGGGGAAGACCCAUCGGAAGCGGUUCCUUCGCCACGGUUAGCCUCGCCCUCGACAGAUCUCAGGGUGAAGUCUUCGCCGUCAAGUCCGUCGCUCUCAACGGCGCCAACCUUGCUGCGAUCCUUUCCCUUAGCAACGAGAUCCGAAUCCUCAGCUCCGUUCGCUCGCCCUACGUCGUCCAGUACCUCGGCGACGACGUCAGCCGCGAAGCUCGAUCCGGCGCGUGCCGGAACCUGCACAUGGAGUACUUGCCCGGCGGUUCCGUCGCGGACUUGGCGGCGGAGAGGAGGCGGAAGGGUUGCCCCGUGGACGACGCGGACGUGCGUUCGUACACGCGUUGCGUGACCCGUGCCCUUCGUUACCUCCACGACGUGGCCGGAGUCGUCCACUGCGACGUGAAGGGCCGAAAUGUCCUGUUAGGCGGAGCCGCCGGCGUCGCCAAGCUCGCGGAUUUCGGUGCGGCGGUGAGGAUUUCCGGGGGAGAUGAGCGUAGCUGGGUGCGGGGAACGCCGCUGUGGAUGGCGCCGGAGGUCGCCCGGGGGGAGCGGCCGAGGCCGGAGUCAGACGUCUGGUCGCUCGGGUGCACGGUCAUCGAGAUGGCGACCGGAGCGCAGCCAUGGCCAGACUGGAGACUUAAAGAUGCUGCAGAAGCGAUGUUUCGUAUUGGUUACGGCGACGAGCUGCCGGAAUUCCCGCCCCUGCUGUUGGAGGUCGCCCGUGAUUUCCUCGACAAGUGCUUGAGAAGGGACGCAAGCGAGCGGUGGACUGCAGAGCAAUUAUUGCAGCACCCUUUCCUAGCCGAAGCAGAAAUCCCCAUGGAGGAGACCCCGCGAGGCGUGCUCGAAUGGGCAAACUUGGAGUUCCACGACGGCGCCGAUGACGGAGAAGGUUGCAGUGUGAGUUACAGUGACCUUUCUGAUUCCACCGAGCUGGUGGCUAGUGGAAGAAAAAGAGUAGGAGAAUUAGCUUCAUGCGGGGGAGUUUUGGCCUGGGAAAGUGAUGAUUGGGAGGAAGUAAGGAGGGUCGAGGAGCUCAAUUUGCAGGGGGACAAAGCAGAAGAGGAGCGAGGGACGUUCUGGGAAUGUCCUGAUUGCACCAGUUUGGGUUCGGCAGACAAGCAUGGGGGUGUCAGUGAGGAACAAGGGGAUGACUUACCCAGUGUAAUGAGAUGCUCUGUUUCUUCUCCUACUGCCUCUUGUCCCUGUUCCUUUUGCAAGGGUCGUUUAGUCUGCCAUCAUGUGAAUGGACUCAUUAGGGUGUUGUUCUUUGGUUGUUGUUGUUUGCUGUCACAACAAUGGAUAAAAUUUCAUGGACUUCCAUGUUACAUCAACAGCAACAAAAAUUUAACUUGGGACCUCCUCCAUUCAACAGUAAUUUGCAUCACUUGUGUCUCUCAUUCUUCGCGGCACAAAAGCACCACAGAGAGCAUGGUGACCUCCCACCAGAUGCUGUGCUGCACUUUCUUCUCUUGUGCGUAUAUUCUUAUCCAGCAUGAUGUGUCAUUGUGUUUGUGGCCAUGGCUGGCCUAGAGGAGAUGUUGGUUCCCCUGUGCUCUUAGACAUUAGAUCAACCUCAGCCAUUGUGGAUUAUGUAGGGCCCCUGCCGUGGGUCACUUCAUCCAUGGCCGCAAAUAUAUGUGGCUCCAGUUGGCCUACAUCGGCCCCCUCUGUUCAUGGUCACUACAAAAUUAGGAUUUUUCUUUUUUUUUUUUGGUGAGAAAAAAAAUGCAAGUUAGCAUGAGUAAUUAAUUAAGCUGCAUGUUUCCAUUUAGGUGGACUAAACCAAUGAGAAUUAUUGGAGUGAUGCAUCAGAUCAAAACUGUGUUUGGUGGCUAGACCAGUUCUGCAAAGCAGCAUAACUCUCCUGCAAAAAGCUGCUACCAAUUUGGAUGAUUGAUCUUGUUUUUGGUUCCUUGAGCUGACAAGGUAAAUGAGAAUUUGAUUGAGCUUGGUGAUCUCUUCCGUUGUGAAUUAUGCACUCUCAAGGUGGUCAUCCUGGGUAGAAGCUAAAUAUAUCUAAUUCGCCUGGCAUUUAUGUGCUAACUUUGAUCAUUUUCCAUGCUCAUUAGAUUAAUUCGUAUGCAUCAUGGGGUAAUUAGCCUUGGUUGCUUGAAAGCAAUUCUAUACAGUA
This is a messenger RNA of Musa acuminata subsp. malaccensis (wild Malaysian banana), 2421 nucleotides long. NCBI's taxonomy places the organism in Eukaryota, Viridiplantae, Streptophyta, Magnoliopsida, Zingiberales, Musaceae. The record is from RefSeq and is a predicted model, not a curated record.